AUGGCGAGAGAGAGAGAGAUGCAGCAGCCGACCGUGUCAUACACAGGUCACCCUCACCUACUUGCUGUCCUCGACAAUGCGCCCCGCCACGCUCCUCCCUGCAACGAGUGUGGUCGUCCCUGCGACUCGCCGCCGGUCUUUCGCUGUGCCCACUGCGACUUCAACCUCCAUCUCCUUUGCGGCCCCUUGCCAGCAUUAAUCAAGCUGCCCGGAUUUCUUGAUGAAUCCCUCACCCUCGCCGAUUCAUACGCCGAGGACGACUCGGGCGAGUACUACUGCGACUUCUGCGAGGAAGAAAGAGAUCCGAGGGAGUGCGUUUACCACUUCGGAGAUUACUAUUUCGUGCACUUUGAAUGCGCGAAGCCCGAGGUGUUGCGCUCACUUAAGGGAGAGAGAGAGGAUGUGGAGUUGAGGACCUUGGGCAAACUUAUUCCCGGCCAGGUCGUUAAUAAAGGGUCGAACUCUCAAACCACUGCUCGGGGGGAAAAGCAGAUCACGGAAUCUACUCUGACUUUGAAGGACAUAUACGAUUCCUUGACUGAGGAAGAGUUGAUGGAAUUCAAGAAUCUGUCAAUACCUUCUGCAGAUAUUUCAUCAGACUAUGCAACAAGUUUCCCCUACUCAGGUGACGCAUUCAAACGGCUCUUAGAGAGCCUUGACGCUAUUACAGUACCGUGGGAAAAAUUGAUCAAGUUCUAUAAAUUGGACACCAAGGUUGUCGAUGUCGGAGAGCACCAGAUCACUUGGGAUUUUGCCAACAUCAUGAACACAGUGUUGCGGAAACAUAAGGAUUUGAUUGCUGAAUCCAGAUUGAGUCCUAAAGUGAAGACGUUCGUGUUCGUUUUGUUGUGUGAUGUUGUGUACAGCAUGUCCAGGACUAAAAUCGAGGACGUCACCGAACAGAUGCUUAUGAACUGGUGGGGCCGCUUGAAGGUUGUGCAGCGUGCCAAUUUCCGUGUGGAACUUGUUAGGGAUCAACUAACCAGAGUAGUGGGUGCCUACUUUGGUCUUGCAGCGAAUAAAUUCAAUGAACGCGCCACGGCUGAUUUGGAUGAACAGAUUGACAAACUCUCAAAGGAGCUGGAGCAACUCAGGGAGAGCCGGGAGCAACAUCAGAAAUUAGUGGAAUCCGCAUCGACAAUCAUAACAAAGUGCUUAGAUGAUGCUUCAGCUCUAUCGUACAAAACAGUUGGCGCUGAUCUUUUAAUGAACUUGGAAUUAUAAUUGGCGACUCUAUGUAUCCUUUGUAACUUCUGGUAUUCCCGGUUACCACUUUAAAUAUCGUGAAUUUAGAUUUAUCGAUAAGCUCGAAAGCAUGUUUCUUGAACAUGUUCUCCGGUUCAUGUUGCACUUUUGUUACAGCAGUACAGUAUCUGAUCUUAUCUUUAUAUAAA
Syzygium oleosum is the source of this 1394-nucleotide messenger RNA. RefSeq lists its product as uncharacterized. The transcript is spliced from 2 exons. The record is from RefSeq and is a predicted model, not a curated record. NCBI's taxonomy places the organism in Eukaryota, Viridiplantae, Streptophyta, Magnoliopsida, Myrtales, Myrtaceae. The coding region runs from base 1 to 1224 and encodes 407 amino acids.